AUGGAUGUCGAAUCUAGCGGAAACUCCAAAGAAAAUACUCAUGAAAGAACAAAAAUCUCGAAAAAGCGUGCAAACCAAGAACGUUCGAUCAUUUCAGCCUCAAGGAAACCAAAGGACUUACAAAAACAGACUUCGAUUCUUUUUGGCAGUUCCAAUUAUUCUUUACAAAAUGACGAUGAUGUCGAAUCUAGCAGAAACUCCAAAGAAAAUACUCCUGAAAGAACAAAAAUCUCGAAAAAGCCUGCAAACCAAGAACGUUCGAUCAUUUCAGCCUCAAGGAAACCAAAGGAGUUACAAAAACAGACUUCGAUUCUUUUUGGCAGUUCCAAUUAUUCUUUACAAAAUGACGAUGGAUUUCAAAAUUGUUUAAAAAAUAUGGAGAAUAGAAUGGUUACUAUAAUAAGAAAAGAGAUCAAAAACGCCAAGAACAGCAUUUUGUACGACUUGAAGAAAAGAAUGGAUUCUUUAUCAACGUCAUUAUUGGAGAAUGGCAUUGAAACGACCGUAGGAAAAAUUAAGGAGGAGAAGAAAAAGUUGGAUAUUCAACUGCCUAUUUGUGAUUUGGAAACAUUCAAGACGUUUGAUGAAGCUGUAAAAAAUGAUCUUGUAAAAAAUAGCGCUUUUAAAUCCUUGAUCAAGUGCUUGCUUCAAGGAUCCACAUCCGUGUCAGAAGGUAUCCGAAAUUGCCUGCCUUUUUUUAUGGGAAAAGAAGUCCAACUUCAAUAUACUGCAACUGGACGCAAAGUAAAGGGCGUCGGGAAAGACAAUUUCGGUGACACAUACACCUACCAAUGUAUGGCAGCUUGUUUACUAUUUAAUUUUAAAGUUUAG
Molecule: messenger RNA, 831 nt
Organism: Belonocnema kinseyi
Lineage: Eukaryota; Metazoa; Arthropoda; Insecta; Hymenoptera; Cynipidae
Exons: 6
Coding region: 1-831 (276 amino acids)
Source: RefSeq, a predicted model, not a curated record